Durusdinium trenchii is the source of this 1389-nucleotide messenger RNA. The record is from the annotation of a GenBank genome assembly. Lineage: Eukaryota; Dinophyceae; Suessiales; Symbiodiniaceae.
AGCUGUUUUUUGGGUCGGACAGCGGCCGCAUCCGAUUUUGACACCACCGGGAGGAUGGUUGCAGAAGGCCAAGUGCUGGCCUCUCCAAUGGCAGAGGGUUACAAGGCGCGGAGACUGCCGAACGUCCCGGCGUCCAGCUGGUGACCAGCGAGGAUGGGGAUGUGCUGGCCGUGCACAUGAGCCAGACUGCACAGCUCUACACCACGGUGGAUCGGAUUCUCAAUAGCCAGAGGAUCCUCUCCUUGCCCUUGGCAGACCGCUAUACCCUGGCCGGCAAGGUGGCAGCGGUGCCGGAGGAGUUUGGUCGGUUGAUCGAACGCUUGGCCUCGACCGUGGCGACCGCCAUGAGUGAGGCGAGCGCCUUGAACGCCUUGUACCUCCUAGAGAUCUGCAAGGAGUUGGUGCCAGGCUUCAAGGAGAAGAUCCCAGAGAAGCGCUUCGAGGCGGCGGCGGAUCUCUCCAUGCACCAACGUGCCAAGGACUUCGUCCUUCAGGGUCAACGACCCAGCGAGUGGGCAGUGGGCGAGCAGCCCAAGGGCACGCUGAUCCUCAUGCCGGAGCAGGAGCAGGAGGGUGACCUUCUGACAGAAACAGGGAAAGUUGUUAGCGACGCCACCAAAUUCGUGGGCGGCGCGGCCUUUGGAGGCGUCGGCCUUGUGACCGACACCUUGGGCAUCACCAAGAACGCGGAGGAGCAUUUGGCGACUGGUGCAGAGGAGGCCGUGGACCUGGUCGGCCAUUCGGUGAACGGUCUGGUGGAUGCUGUCGACUACGGCUUGGAUGGCACCGCUCACGACCUGAAACGAAAAGGUGUGGUGGGAGCCGUCGGUGACGGCGUGGCGGAUGCUGUGGACAUCGUCUCGGACUUCGUGAGCGACACGGUGACCGGCAUCGCGGACGGCGUCCACGGGAUGCUGAACUUCGCCACUGGCACGGAGGACACGGCGGCGGCGCCGGAGUCGCACCUGGUGAAGAUCGUGAUCGCCGAGUUGAUCGGUGCAGAGAGGACCUUGGGUCUCCGCAUUGAGAAUCGCUUGAUCACUGCCUUCACCAAGCCGGAGGCUGCGCGCUUCGGCUGGCGAUUAGGAGAUUGCAUCCAGGCUGUGGGGCGACAACGCACGCCAACGCAGGAGGUGAUGCUGGAGAAGAUCGCAGCCUUCAAAGAGGACUUGCGGACGAAUGGCACACCGAUGGAAUUCCUGGUGGAGAGGUUAGGCGCGAGACCCUAGGACGUGCAGUCCUUAGAUGAGUUGAACCAGACCAAGUUGUAGAACAUGACACAUUGUUCAUCACGAAAUUUGAGUUUUAACAUGUCUUUACAUCUUUAUGUUGGCCACACUGGUGCAUAUUCCUGGCCCGAUAGACUUGACUUGUAGAACAUGCGACCGC